Symbiodinium sp. CCMP2592 is the source of this 1749-nucleotide messenger RNA. The record is from the annotation of a GenBank genome assembly. Lineage: Eukaryota; Dinophyceae; Suessiales; Symbiodiniaceae.
AUGUCGUUUCCCAUGUACGUGGUUUCCGUAGACGUUCUGCUGGACAUGAACGACCUCAAGCCGCAUGAAGACCUCAUGUCUUCCGGUCUGCUGACAGAAUAUCAGGAGUGCAUUGGCAACGCCAUGUUUGUGUCGCACCAGUGGCUAGCUUUCAACCAUCCGGAUCCCAACGCCGAGCAGUUGAAGGUUUUGCAAGCGGCGCUGGGCAACAUCCGGUCACGAAAAAGCCAAAUCCACAUCCCAGUUUUGACAGAGCUGUACUUCGGCCGCCUGCCUACGCCCACCGCCGAGGACUUUGCCGGCCCAUCAGUUUUCAUCUGGUAUGACUAUUUUUCCUGCCCACAGGGCAUGGAUGGUGAUGCCAAAUUUUCGCGACAGCAGGCCAUUGACAGCAUUGUUUCUUACAUCUCUCGGUGCAAGUACUUUGUUGUACUUUGCCCGGCAUUGAUGCACGUUGAUCAGCAGCGGGUCCUUGGCCAGCAUUCCUGGGCGGAACGCGGCUGGUGUAGAACCGAACGUCUUGCCCGAGAGCUUGCUGCACGCCAGGACGGGGCUGCAAUUGUGAUCGAAAGUGGUGUCCAUCAGUAUCUUAUGAUCGAUGCACGGAAGUACCUGGAUGCUCCCGGAGCUGGACACUUCACGCUGGAGUCAGACCGACCACGCAUUGCAAGGGUGCUAGUUCAGAUGGUUUGGAAGAAGCUGCUAUGCCUGUUGGAGCAGGGUGACUGGCAUAACUAUCGUUUCCUGCUGAACACCCAGUCCACUUGUUGUUUCAAGGGGCUUGACGUCAUGCCGCUAGAAGGACUCAUACCCGGAUUUUCCCUUCAUCGCGAUCCGUUCAGUGACCCUGCAGCUUGUGUAGUUGAGUGGUUUCUGCACGAGAACGGAUUCCGGAAAGUUUCAGAACGAGAUAGAGCUGGCUGGACACCACUUUGCUAUGCAGCCAUCUCUGGCAACGCAUACCUGGUGGCGUCGCUACUCAAGUGCCGUGCAAGCUGCAACGAAAGGAUUACAAAGAAGAAGCCAGAACUUGUUAUCAAAAAGAACAUGCCGGUUCUCUCCCUGGCCACACACUUUCAUUGUAACGAGAUUGUGAAGAUAUUGUUGUCGGCCAAGGCCAAUGUGCAUGCAACUGAUUAUCACAACUCCGUUGCCUUGCAUUGGGCAAGCCACUCCAACAACGUCGAAGCUGUCCGCAUUCUUUGUGCUGCAGGCUCAGAUCGUCGGCUCAAGAUGUUGCCUGGAACUGAUGCUUUCUCUGUCGCAGUUGGUUCCGGAGCGGAAGACGUUGUGGAGGAACUGCUUACACACAGGCCGAAGGUGAAUCUGCAGUACCGCCUUCACCACGCGCUCAUCUUUUUCAGCGUCUCCACCAGUAUUAUUACCACACUUCUGCGUGCAGAUGCUGAUGUCAACGAAAGACUGCGCAUCGAGACACCCACCUGGCGGUUGAUGUACGGGGCUCUCAGCAUCCAGCACCGAGUUAGCCCAUCAAUAUUGACAAGCCUGGCCUAUCAUCAUCAUUUGUCAACACCUUUGAUGCUCAGUGUCCUGAAUGGCUGCUUCGGAGCAUCCCGCCUUCUGCUCCAAGCCCGUGCGGAUGUGACUCUGCGCAACAGCCGUGGGAAGACGGCAGCUGAUUUGGCGAAGCAGGUACAAGCUCCGGAGAGCAUCAUCGCGCUUAUAGAGCAAUGUCCAUCAGUUUCAAGUGAACAUAUCCUUCAAGAUGAGGACUUCGUGUCAAUCUAG